Phlebotomus argentipes is the source of this 469-nucleotide messenger RNA. It is a transcript of the gene Atg12, whose product is annotated as autophagy protein 12-like. Bases 101 to 469 code for a protein of 122 amino acids. Gene Ontology annotation, biological process: autophagy of mitochondrion; C-terminal protein lipidation; autophagosome assembly. NCBI's taxonomy places the organism in Eukaryota, Metazoa, Arthropoda, Insecta, Diptera, Psychodidae. Gene Ontology annotation, cellular component: phagophore assembly site membrane; cytoplasm; Atg12-Atg5-Atg16 complex. The record is from RefSeq and is a predicted model, not a curated record. The transcript is spliced from 2 exons.
GUCAUCGAAUCGCUUAUCGAUUUGUUUACUAUUUUGAUUUUCGCGAGGUCUGGCUGGGAAAAUUGCAAAUUUUCCAAGAUUCUCACUGUGAUCCGUGACUAUGUCUGAGGAAACGGUGUCCGGAGACAUUCCUGCGGGGACGGAAGGUGGAAUUGCGUCAGCGGGCGAACAGACAGAGGAGAAAAGUGAGCUGCAAAACAAUACCAAAGUUGACAUCCUGCUAAACGCCACGGGCAACGUGCCAAUCAUGAAGAAGCGAAAGUGGACUGUGGAGCAGGACAAGCCCAUCAGUUGGAUCAUCAAAUUCAUUCACAAGUACCUCAAGCUCGAUCCGGAAGAGAAGCUCUUUCUCUACGUGAACCAGACAUUCGCGCCCUCGCCUGACCAGAUCGUGAAGAACCUGUACGAGUGCUACGGGACGAACGGCAAGCUCGUUCUCUACUAUUGCAAGAGCCAAGCGUGGGGAUAA